Messenger RNA from Cladophialophora immunda, 1048 nucleotides. RefSeq lists its product as uncharacterized. The transcript has a single exon. The coding region runs from base 245 to 565 and encodes 106 amino acids. Lineage: Eukaryota; Fungi; Ascomycota; Eurotiomycetes; Chaetothyriales; Herpotrichiellaceae. The record is from RefSeq and is a predicted model, not a curated record.
GUGCUGACCUCCCAGUUGUUACCUCGUAUUUCUUGAUGGGGAGCUGAAAAUAGGAAAAACAGAUGGUUGGUGCUGCCAACCAUGGGGGUUGUUGAAGGGGUGGGGAAUGCCUUGCAAAAAAAGCCCUUUCAAUCUGAUCGUGAUUUGGACGGGUUGGACUUUGCCUGCCACGUGUUGGUGGCGUCCUGCCAGUUGCAACAAUGCAAGCGAUACCCACCCUUUGUCCAUGACAUCUGUUUAGGACAUGGCACAACAUCAGCAGCGUGAAUUGACCUGGACAAAACCACAAACCGGAGAAGGGAUCCUGGCUUCUGAGAAAAACCACCAGAUAGAGUUCCCGGUGGACAUUCCACAUUGUCAAGCUCUGAGGGCAUCGCUUGCCCGCGUCUCUCUGUCUGCUCCGACCUGGCCGCCCUUCCCGGAGAUGCAAAAGCAAGGCAGCAAUACGAGUGUCCAUUGCAGUGGGCGUGGCGUCCAGUCAAAGUCACCUCCAGGUGGUCCCUGGCAACGAGACAUUCCGGGCAUCUUUCAGCGACCGUGGUCUGGUGCGGUUGGGACCCAAUAAUCGACGAGACCCUGGGUGAGCGAUGGGCAAGAUCUCCUCAUGGGAAUUGGACGAACCUUGGCCCAUGAGACGGCCGCAAAUGUGACUGGCAGGUGUCAGGGCGGCACCACUCAACCUCGCCCAUAACCAUUGCUCUGACUGGUUGAUCCGAGUUCGAGUCAAAGGGGGACUGACUCUCUGAGGGAUAUUCGGGAGACGCAAAGGCGGUUAGAGAAAAGCCCACAGCUUCAAAGUAUGAUGCUCGCUCCACAUCACAUCGACGCCAGUACAACUUGCCUAGCUAGUUGUGGACUCAAAAUGUCCCUUUCAGGGAAAGGUUGCACAGCAGCUGGGCGAAGGACGGCAUGCAGCAUCACAUGCUCGAUCCGGUCAACUGGGAAGGCUAAACCGUAGAUUCCUGACAGCUGUCAAGAUGCGCCUUUCCAGCUCCGCCGCAACCUGGUGGCUAGAGCUGUGAUAGGAGGUCGCUGAAACUCUGGCAGA